Molecule: messenger RNA, 1981 nt
Organism: Drosophila mojavensis
Lineage: Eukaryota; Metazoa; Arthropoda; Insecta; Diptera; Drosophilidae
Gene: Gale
Product: UDP-glucose 4-epimerase
Exons: 4
Coding region: 659-1714 (351 amino acids)
Biological process (GO): beta-D-galactose catabolic process via UDP-galactose, Leloir pathway
Cellular component (GO): cytosol
Molecular function (GO): UDP-glucose 4-epimerase activity
Source: RefSeq, a predicted model, not a curated record
CGGCCUUCUGAGCGCGAGUUUCCUCUCCUUGUUUUCAUUCUGCAGUUGACUUAAUUGUUGCAUAAAUAUGUGUGAUUGUGAGGAAUGUAAAGCGGGAAAAAUAUAAAACCAAUGGCUGCCAGUAGAUGAAGUUAACAUAGCGUUCAGCACACACGUUCACAUUGAUAAAAACACAAGCUGAUAAGCCAAACAAAUGGGAGCGGAAAUAUAAGAUAAAAGCGCACAUCAGAACAGAAAUUAGUUGCGAGCAAACCGCCCAGCAAAUCAGACGUUCGGGAAUCGCCAAGUGCCUAAGGUAGAAGGAAGCUUGCAAAUGAAUGAAUGAACGUGCGAACACGACGCGACAAGUGCACGAAACGAGUUACGAUAACACAACAUAAAAUUGAAGAAGCGCUCGGUCAAGCAAGCGAGAGAGAGAGAGAAAGAGAGAGAGAGGUCAGCGAUCUUUAAACAGCUCCAAGCUCCAUCAUCAUUAGUAGCAACAAAAUCAGCAUCAGCGCAUGUCUGGUGCGUGUGUGUUUUAAACAAAACAAUAAUACAUUCGGUUUCAAGGGUAGCCAAGUGAUUCAGUCAGCUAGUCAGCCAAGUAAUUAAGGUGUACUGAGAGAACCAGAGCAACAGUCGUAAGUAGAAGCUUGCACCAUACGGUUCGAUAAAUAUGGCACCACCCACUGUCUUAGUCACUGGCGGUGCGGGCUACAUUGGGUCGCACACAGUGCUGGAAAUGUUGAACGCUGGCUACAAUGUCAUCUGCGUGGAUAAUCUUUGCAAUGCGUAUAGUGGCGGAGCGUCCAAGCUGCCAGAGGCCUUGAGUCGUGUUCAGGAGAUAACCGGCAAGAAGAUUCACUUCUAUCGCGUGGACAUCACAGAUCGCGAGCAAGUGAGAUCGGUGUUCCAAGAGCACAAGAUCGACAUGGUUGCCCACUUUGCGGCACUGAAGGCUGUAGGUGAAUCCUGCCGCAUUCCUCUGCAAUACUACCAUAACAACAUGACAGGCACCAAUGUCCUGCUGGAGGCCAUGGCUGACAACAAUGUCUUCAAAUUCGUGUAUAGCUCGAGCGCUACGGUCUACGGCGAGCCUCAGUUCUUGCCGGUCACUGAGGAGCACCCAACGGGGAAUUGCACAUCCCCGUAUGGAAAAACCAAAUAUUUCACAGAAGAAAUACUUAAGGAUCUGUGCAAGUCAGACAAGCGUUGGGCCGUUGUUUCGUUGCGCUACUUUAAUCCCGUGGGCGCACACAUCAGCGGUCGCAUUGGUGAAGAUCCCAAUGGUGAGCCCAAUAAUCUGAUGCCGUACAUUGCCCAGGUAGCCGUGGGUCGUCGUCCAAAGCUCAGCGUCUAUGGCAGCGAUUUUCCCACCAAGGACGGCACUGGUGUGCGUGACUACAUACACAUUGUUGAUCUGGCUGAAGGUCAUGUGAAGGCCUUAGACAAGCUGCGCAACAUUGCUGAAACGGGAUUCUUUGCGUACAAUCUGGGCACUGGCGUUGGCUGCUCUGUGCUGGAGCUGGUGCAUGCUUUCGAACGUGCCUCCGGCCAGAAGGUGACCUAUGAGCUAGUCGAUCGACGUGCAGGCGACGUGGCCACAUGCUAUGCAGAUGCCAAAUUAGCUGAACAAGCUCUGGGCUGGAAGGCGACGCGUGGCAUUGACAAAAUGUGCGAGGACACUUGGCGCUGGCAGAGUCAGAAUCCCAAUGGCUAUGCCCAGAAGUAGUUUUUGUUAGCGUGUUUCAUAUCGAUGUGUUCUUGCCCCCGCUGCGUGGCAAGUCGCUCCGUCAGCGUGCCACGUUCUUUCUGCUGUUCUGUUAUAUUAUCUACAUGUUCCUCGACCGCUCCUCUAACUCCAAAUAUUUGUAAUUAUUCUAAUUAGCAAAAUGCUUGCGUACGAUUAGUUGUUUAUGGUUUGUUUUCUCAAAUUUUAAGUGCAAAAUGUUACAAAAUUAAAUGAACUAAUAUGUGUCUGUGUGCACGUAAACUCAGA